CAAGCAUAGACAAUACAAUACAUGAGUUCAGAUAUUUAUUUCGGUUUUUGAGUUAAUCCAAUAAAGAACGUUUCAUACCAGCUUCAAAAGUGGUCAUCCAAUUGGAUACCGCAGUCCCCAAAAAACAAAAGAAAGAUAUCAAACAAUUUGAUUCGCUGAACGAGUAACGAUUAAUGAUCGGGCGUGCUCAGUAAAAAGAUAUUUGUUAUUUACCUCUCGACGCAAACGAAUUAAAAUGGCAUCGAGUCGUGUUAAUCUUUCGAAUUUGGCCCUCGAGAAUCGUUUGGUUGGUGGCAAAUAUCGUUUAUUGAAAUCAAUUGGCAGCGGAUCCUUUGGCGAAAUCUAUCAGGGCAUCAACACACAGGACGGCAAGGAUGUGGCCGUGAAAAUCGAAGCAGCCGACGUCAAGUAUCCGCUGUUGCGUUACGAAUCAAAGGUUUACGAUCAGAUCGGACCACACGCCGGAUUGCCAACAUUUUUGCACUAUGGCAGCGAGAAGCGUUUCAAUGCACUCGUCAUGGAACUGUUGGGACCCUCGCUCGAGGAUCUGUUCAAUCUGUGCCAUCGUCGCUUCUCCCUGAAGACGGUGCUGAUGAUCAGUGAUCAGCUGUUGAUGCGUCUGGAGUGUGUGCAUCUGCAUAGUUUCAUACAUCGCGACGUCAAGCCGGAUAACUUUCUGAUGGGGCUGGGCAGGCACAGCAAUAAGUUGUAUUUGAUUGAUUUUGGUCUGGCCAAGCACUUCGAGGAUCCGGUUAGUCAUCAGCAUAUUCCGUAUCGCGAGGAUCGCAAUUUAACCGGCACUGCGCGUUAUGCCUCGAUCAAUGCUCAGCGUGGUAUUGAGCAAUCGCGUCGCGAUGAUCUCGAGUCCUUGGCCUAUUGCAUCAUGUACUUUAAUAUGGGAAAAUUGCCGUGGCAAGGUGUUGUGGCUGCCAACAAGCAGCAGAAGUAUGAAAAGAUCUGGGAGCUGAAGCAGAGCAUGUGCAUCGAUGAGGUGUUUAGGAAUUGGCCCAAUGAGUUUGCCCUGUUUAUCAAGUACACACGCAAUUUACGCUUUACCGAUGCUCCCGAUUAUGUUUACCUGCGACAACUGUUUCGCUUUCUAUUCCGCCAGCAGAAUCAUCAAUACGAUCACGUCUACGAUUGGACACUGCUGCAGCAAGAGCAAAAGGAACGCGAUCGUGAUCGUGAGUAUCGACGUCGUGCCAAGCAGAUGCUCGAACAGGAGUUGGGACGUCGUCAGCGGGUGAAAUUGCAACGCGAUGAGAUCGGAGAUAGCAGCAUUAAGCCGAAGCAUAAAACAGCCGAAGAGCGAAGGCAUCGCAAGUGAAGCACUUUGAAACAUUCAAGUUUCUUUCAACGUGACACAUUUGUGGCACAUUUUAGUCAAAAUUAUUGAAAAAAUAACUCAUCGAUUGCAUAUAAUUAGUAUAUAAAAGAUUUUAUUGUUAAA
This is a messenger RNA of Drosophila nasuta, 1450 nucleotides long. RefSeq names its product casein kinase I. Lineage: Eukaryota; Metazoa; Arthropoda; Insecta; Diptera; Drosophilidae. The transcript has a single exon. Gene Ontology annotation, molecular function: protein kinase activity; ATP binding. The coding region runs from base 236 to 1327 and encodes 363 amino acids. Gene Ontology annotation, biological process: protein phosphorylation. The record is from RefSeq and is a predicted model, not a curated record.